Messenger RNA from Lottia gigantea (owl limpet), 2622 nucleotides. RefSeq lists its product as hypothetical. Gene Ontology annotation, molecular function: protein tyrosine phosphatase activity. NCBI's taxonomy places the organism in Eukaryota, Metazoa, Mollusca, Gastropoda, Lottiidae. The record is from RefSeq and is a predicted model, not a curated record. Gene Ontology annotation, cellular component: cytoplasm; nucleus. Gene Ontology annotation, biological process: G2/M transition of mitotic cell cycle; positive regulation of G2/M transition of mitotic cell cycle; protein dephosphorylation. The transcript is spliced from 10 exons. The coding region runs from base 959 to 1570 and encodes 203 amino acids.
AGAUUGAUGAGUGCACAGCUUCAGUGAUUUGGAGACUUCACACAGGGAUUGCUUCAUCAAGAUUGUAGCUAGUGAUCUGAUGAUAAAUGCAGUCUUAAUUACACCCUGCCAUAUUGGGAAUUAACUUUGACUAGGAGUGAUCUGACUUUAAUAUAUUGUUCUUUUGAGUGACUGGAUUGAGAAACAUGGAUUAUCUAUUAUUUCAGUUACCUUCCUUACAAUUGGAUAGCCCCAGUACAGAUUAUCUGGAGAAAGAGUGUACAUUAUCUCAGGAUGCUGACAUUAGUCCCAUUGAAAGACCAAAUUUCUAUAUGGAUGAUACCUGUUCACAAGAUAGUGGUUUGGGAUUUGAUCGAGAAAAGGAUGAAGAAUUUAUGUUUAAAGCGCCAUCAGCUCUACCUCGACGUAAAACUAAAAUCAUUAACGAAGAUACUUGUUCACCUCAUAAAUAUUCACCUGUCAAAUCACCACGUAAAAAACGCUCAUUUUCAGUCUCAUUUGCCAGAGAAUCACCAGAAGAAAAGACUCAGUUAUUAUUUGGAAACUGUAGUCCAGUCAAAUUGAAGUUGUCACCAUUAACUAGUAUGGAAGAUGAUGUUGAUGAUGGAUUUCUAGAUGUCUUUGAUUCUGAAUCCUCCCAAGAUGGUAGUACUGGCAUGCCAUCUCAUAUGUCAAGUCUCUUCAGUGCUCCUUUGAUCAAUAAAACUAACAACGUUCAAGAAACAGACGAUGGUACACCAAUUUUCAGUUAAGAAAGAAAUGUAGUCGAAAUUUGUUAUAUCGUUCUCAAUCAUUUGAUGUCAGACCAAAAAUUAAACGUUCACCAAGAGAUGAGAAUACACCAGUUUCUAACAAACGACACAGAUUCGGUGAUUCUGAUGAUGAUGAAGAGGCUCUUAAAGAAAAUGAGUUUCCUGCUGUGCGUAAAUUACAGCGGUGUCAUUCUGAAACUGAGGCUAUGAUUAAAAUGGCUGUAAAUAGAAUGUCUGAUAAUAGAGACUUAAUUGGAGACUGUUCUAAGCCUUAUUCCUUACCAUCAUUCACUACUGGUAAACAUCACGAUUUAAAACGUAUUGAUGCUCAAACUGUGUGUCGAUUGAUUAAUAAUGAAUUUGAAGAUGUAGAAAGUUAUCGUAUUAUAGAUUGUAGAUAUCCAUAUGAAUAUGAAGGUGGACACAUUCAGGGUGGAGAGAAUAUCUAUACUAAAGAUGUUAUAUUGAAUGAUAUCUUAAAGAACCCUAAAGUUCCUGAGAAUCCUGACAAAAGACAUAUUAUCAUCUUUCAUUGUGAAUUCUCAUCAGAAAGAGGUCCUAAUUUGUUGAGAUUUUUACGUAAUAAAGAUAGAGAAGUUAAUAAAGAUAGCUACCCUCAUCUCCACUACCCUGAACUAUAUUUAUUAGAUGGUGGUUAUAAAGUCUUUUAUGAAACAUCUAAGGAUUUCUGUGAACCCAGGACAUAUUUACCAAUGAGUCAUAAAGAUCAUUUAGAUGAUUUAAAGAAAUUUCGUGCAAAAUCUAAAUCGUGGAGUGGUGACAAGUCCAGAAGUGCUCUUAGACCAUUGAAGUUCUAGAUGAAUAUUGCUGAUUAAAUUAACUAAUUGUAUAUUUAUGUCCUAUAUGUCCAUAUAUAGAUAAUUAAUUCAGAGGAUAUGCAAAUAUACCCCAAAUAAUUUGCAUAAUUAUAAACAAUAUUUAUAUUUUUACUCUUAUCCUAUUUUAUUCCUUCCUUUCCUCUCUCCUUCUUUCACUCUAUUUGUUAUUAUUUUUAUUUUACUAGGACAUCAGGGAUUGGUUGGGUUUCUAAGACCCUAGUGCUCAUUAACCAAUCACAACGCUUCUUUUAAUAAUGUUUUAGUUUUGUGUAUAUGUGUAAAAAGUAAUUUGUUAUCCUGUACUUGUGCAGUACAAAAUGUAGAUGCAAGAAUUUGACUUUUGCACCAGAUUUAAGAAAUAGCUCUAUUUUAGCUCUAUUUUAGCUCUUUUCUCUCUAUCUCUUUAACUUAGCUUUUAGUCUUUUAUGAGUGCUAAUUCUGAAUGAAUGAUGAGUGUGUGGAGUGAAUGAAUGAGUGAGAGAAUGAAUAAUUGUAUAAAAUGAAUGAAUGUAAAUAUUAAAAUGAGAUGAAAGACAUCUGUAUUUAUAUAAACAAUAGAAAAGUUAUAACUUAUAACUUAUGAUGUUAUAAUUGUUAUUUUACUAUUUAUUUGUAUGUAAAGUGUAAACAUAUUUGUUACAAAAACAAUAUUGUUAUGACCUAAUUAUAUAAGAAAAAAAAUAUAUUUAGAACAUUAUUUUUCUGGAAAUUUUUAAGAUUUUAAUGAACCGAUGAAAAAUAAUUUUUAAUAUUGUUAUAAGAUACACUAAUUUCCUAUAAGGCUAUAAGAAAAAUAUAUUGAAAGCAAAUGUUGAAAAGUCAUUUAAAUACAAUUUUAGAGAUGAAUGUUAUGUUUUAUUGUUGUUUGCUGUUUUUCUUUUAGCUUUUAUUUGUCUUGUUCUAUCUCUCUAUUCUACCUGUCUAUAUAAAUGUUUGUCUUAUCUCUUUGUCUUAUUUAAUUGUAUCUUGCUUUUCUUAUUGUGGUUAUAUUCAAAUCCCUGUUGUCUUCAAAUAAACAAUAUUGUGCAUAG